GGUUCGCCUUUUGGCUCUCUUGUUCAAUCCUCGCGCUUGCAGGCACCGUUUCUUUCUCAACGUAACUCUUUCAUGUGCGCAUCCCUGCAUAAGCCACACAGCACUGCGGCUGUGAAUGUGUCUCCAUUCCUCCUGAAUCUUCCUCUUGUACAACAUGAUUCCGUCCUGCUUCCUCCUCAUCCCCCUUUACCCAGUCUUUAUACUGCCCCCAGUAUAGCAACCACAUCAGGGCCACUCGAAAACCCCUCCUCUCCCCUCACUGAGUGCAUCCUACUUAACUUGACGGAGAAGCGCAUUGUGCGCGAUUGA
Messenger RNA from Protopolystoma xenopodis, 309 nucleotides. NCBI's taxonomy places the organism in Eukaryota, Metazoa, Platyhelminthes, Monogenea, Polystomatidea, Polystomatidae. The record is from the annotation of a GenBank genome assembly.